AUUUAUAAAAUACUUUUUUUAUUUCCUUCUUUCUUUAUCUUUAUGAUGUAUCUGUCUUCAUUAGCAAGUAUCAUCUUGCUUUACUGUCUUAUUAAGACAGUUUCUACAGAAUCGAUUGAAUUACGUCCCGAUAAUAUCAAACAACACAUCAGCUCUGGUACAUGGCUUAUUGAACACUUUUCUCCUUGGUGUCCUCAUUGUCAAAACUUUGCACCUCACUGGAAAAAAGCAACAGAAGAUUUACAAGCCUUGGCUGCUGAACAUGACUUUCACUUUGGUACGAUUGAUUGUUCAACACAAGGUGAUUUAUGCGAUGAACAUGAUGUAAUGGCCUAUCCUACUAUUCAACUUUGGGAACAAGGUGAAAAGAUAGAAAGAUACAUGGGUAAAGCAGACUAUGAUCCAGUAGUUGAAUAUGUCAAUGCAAAAAUCGAAGCAAAAAAAGUGGUUCAAAUGGAAGACGAAAAGGAAGAAGCAUUAGAACAAGCUGUUAUCAAUGAAGAACCUGAUAUUGAAGAAGAAGAGGAAGAAGAAGAAGAAGAAGAAUUAAGUGAACAAGAGAAAGAAGAAGAAGAAGUAGUUGCAGCAUUAGCUUUACCUAACCCAGAAGGUUUAUCUGUUAAUCUGGAUGGCCCUCAAUUAAAAGAAAUUGCUGCUGGUAAUACACCUUGGUUUAUCAAGUUUUAUGCACCUUGGUGUGGUCAUUGUAAAGCAUUGGCUCCUACCUGGACUGAAAUGGCUUCUCAACUUCAAGGACAAGUUCAUGUUGGUGAAGUCAAUUGUCAAUCCUUACCUGAUGUCUGUCAAGAAUACGGUGUUAAGGGGUUUCCUACACUUGAGAUGCUUGGUAAUGGAGAGCCUGUCUUGUUUCACAGUGACAGAUCCUUGGCUAGUUUAAUGGCAUUUGCUCUUUCUCAUUCUGGUCCUGCUGUUAAAAAGGUUGAUUUUAAUGAACUGAUUCAGCAUUUGGCAGUCAAAGAUGUAGCAGUUAUCUAUCUGUUUAACAAAGAAAAGGCAGACAUUCCUACAACCAUUGAAACAAUUGCCAAUCAAUACGCAUCCACACUUUCAUUCUAUGCGUCCAGUGAUGAGGCCUGUUUUAAAAAGUUCAGUGUCUCUCCUUCUGAUUUACCUGUCAUUCUGAUUGCCAAAGACAACAUGUACCAUAUCUAUGGCUCUCAUGAUUUCUCUAAUACGAAAUCAGCCCAAGAAGCACUGAUUCACUGGAUAGAAGAAGAACAAUACCCUUUGAUUACUAAGCUUGGUCCUCAGAAUGGAAUGCAAGUCUUACAGGGCCAUGUGCCUGUUGUGAUCAACUUGUUUGAUGCAGAAGACAAAACCAGUCAAUCCAAGUUUCGCAUGUUGGCCAGUGCUUGGAAUAAGCAGCAGCAUGAGACCAAGGUUAUUUUUGCUGAAAUGGAUCGAUCCAUGUGGAAAGACUAUGUUGCCUCUAAAUUCAAUAUUCAGCAUGAAACUAGUCCUAAAAUCUUUCUUUACCAAGACUAUGUGUAUUUUGAAAAAGAUGUACAUGGUCAAGUGUUUUCUUUGGAUGAUGCCCAAAGUAUCUAUGAUGCUCUUAACCACCUUGAUCAAUUACAAGGACAAUCUACUUUGGCAAUGCAUCAAAAACUAGGUGUUUCUGUUUCUCAUGGUCUGACAUGGAUGUCAACGCAUUGGUUGUUUAGUUUGUUCAGUUUGAGUAUCUUGAGUGGUCUUUUGUAUCGUUACUUGACCCAUCAUCGUCCUAAAGGUGCAAGUAUUCUACCUUCUUUUAGACAAACAGACCAUCAUAAAGAUUAAUAUGUUUAUUAUAU
Molecule: messenger RNA, 1814 nt
Organism: Gilbertella persicaria
Lineage: Eukaryota; Fungi; Mucoromycota; Mucoromycetes; Mucorales; Choanephoraceae
Product: thioredoxin-like protein
Exons: 6
Coding region: 43-1800 (585 amino acids)
Cellular component (GO): endoplasmic reticulum
Molecular function (GO): protein disulfide isomerase activity
Source: RefSeq, a predicted model, not a curated record